This is a messenger RNA of Fukomys damarensis (Damara mole-rat), 936 nucleotides long. RefSeq names its product olfactory receptor 140. The record is from RefSeq and is a predicted model, not a curated record. The coding region runs from base 4 to 936 and encodes 310 amino acids. Gene Ontology annotation, biological process: G protein-coupled receptor signaling pathway. Gene Ontology annotation, molecular function: olfactory receptor activity; G protein-coupled receptor activity. Gene Ontology annotation, cellular component: membrane. The transcript has a single exon. NCBI's taxonomy places the organism in Eukaryota, Metazoa, Chordata, Mammalia, Rodentia, Bathyergidae.
GAAAUGCAAGAAAACAGAAGGAAUGUGACAGAAUUCAUUCUGAUGGGGCUGACACAGAAUUCUGAGAUGCAAAAAAUUCUGUUCUUCCUGUUGCUCAUCAUCUACCUUGUCACUGUCUCUGGAAACCUGCUCAUUGUCAUCACUAUAAUGUUCAGCCACACGCUGGACUCCCCGUUGUAUUUUUUCCUGGCUUUCUUAUCUCUGGUAGAGGCUUGCUAUUCCUCUUCCAUAAUCCCUAAAAUGCUAGUCGAUUUGCUUUCUGACACAAAAGCUGUCUCAUUCAGCGUUUGCAUGGUACGGCUCUUUGUGGAACAUUUCUUGGGAGGUUCGGAGAUCGUUCUCCUCGUGGUCAUGGCCUACGACCGCUACGUGGCCAUCUGCAGACCUCUGCGCUACGUGACCCUGAUGAACCACAGCAAGUGCUGCAUCCUGGUGGGGCUGUGCUGGUCGAUGGGGUUCCUCCACUCCUUCGGGCAGAUUCUAGUCACUUUCUGGCUCCCAUUCUGCGGCCCCAACAGGACAGAUCAUUUCAUGUGUGACAUCUUCCCCCUGAUACAGCUGGCCUGCACCGACCGCUUCCUUCUUGGGCUCUUGGUUGCUGUCAGUGGCGGGGGACUGGCUAUGAUCACUUUUGUCAUCUUGUUGCUGUCCUAUGUGUGCCUCCUGCGCUCUUUGAGGACUUACAGCUCUGAGGGGAGGAAAAAGGCCCUCUCUACUUGUGGCUCCCACAUCACGGUGGUCGUCUUGUUCUUUGUGCCUUGUAUUUUCAUGUAUAUGCGACCAGUAGCCACCUUUCGCAUGGAUAAAGCCGUGACUGCAUUCUAUACUCUUGUCACUCCCCUGUUAAAUCCUAUUAUUUACACAGUAAGGAACGCAGAAGUAAAAAACGCCAUUAGAAUGUUUAUGAACAGGAACACAAUUUUAGAUAGUAAAUAA